This is a messenger RNA of Fusarium vanettenii 77-13-4, 2505 nucleotides long. RefSeq lists its product as uncharacterized. Gene Ontology annotation, biological process: copper ion homeostasis. Lineage: Eukaryota; Fungi; Ascomycota; Sordariomycetes; Hypocreales; Nectriaceae. The record is from RefSeq and is a predicted model, not a curated record. Gene Ontology annotation, molecular function: ATP binding; P-type divalent copper transporter activity; copper ion binding. The transcript is spliced from 3 exons. The coding region runs from base 1 to 2505 and encodes 834 amino acids. Gene Ontology annotation, cellular component: membrane.
AUGGCUUGCUGUGCAGUAGCCGCUUACGUCGUUUUUCGGUUUCUUAGAGCAUACGAGAAAUUGCUCGGCUCCCUCAAACCACCCCAUGAUGCCUCCAAAAUUAACCAUGCGGAGAGAUCGGUAUUCGAAACCAGGGCAAGAACCUCACCAAAAGAACUCCAGGUCCAUGUCUUCAGUUUAGAUGGCCUCACAUGUGGUUCUUGUGUCACAGCCCUUCGUACCACCAUCGAGGAAGUUCCUGGUGUUCUUCAGGCGUCUGUAUCCCUCGCCUUGCUCCGAGCUCGAGUCACAACCACUGCGGCAGUGACACAGACGGCCAUCAUAAACGCGAUUCGGUCUGCAGGUUAUGGCGCCGAUCCGGCCCCUGUGUCUAACUCUCAUGACUGGGCCAACCUUCUGUCCUCGAUCCAGGCGCCUUUGGACAACAGGAGACGCAAUGUUCUGGCUUGGCGACGUGUCUUCGCUGCCUCCGCCCUGGCGUCGCUGGCAAUCCCUUUGAUUCAUUGUGUAUCCAGCAUGUUGGAACUUGGUUCUGAUCCCUUUAUUGAUCUCGCCCUAUGUGUAGCCGUCGCUGUCAGCCUUGUGGCCAGUUCUGGCAUCCACAUUGCGUCAGCGCGUGCAAUGUGGCACCUGCGUAAACCCGAUAUGUCGACACUUGGCUCGCUCGGUAUCCUGCUCUCACUGACGCAGGGGGUUUCUCGCGCUUGGGCGGUUAAUCAGUCCGGCACCUACCAAUUUUACCAUCCUGCCUUGGAUUCUAUCCCGAUCCUGUCUACUUGCGUCCUGGGCAGUCGGCUACUUAAGACUGUCUUGACUCAGCGCAGCCUUGACUUCGGCUCGCCCCUAGCGAACCUGAUUUCAGCUACGGCAACAGUAUGUCGUGAUGCUACCGGGGAGGAUCCCAUUACCGAGCCCAUCGACAUGGUCUCGCCCGGUGAUUUUGUUGUCGUCGACCAGGGACAGCACAUACCUGCCGAUGGCGUUGUGGUCAGCCGUGACUCAGCUCUUAUCACCGAAGCUUGGCUUAACGGUUCAAACUUACCGCGAACGGUUCGUCUUGGAGAUGCUGUGUUCGCUGGGUGCCGUGUCGAGCACGGAACCUUGGUUGUUUCAGUCAAAUCCUGUGGUCUCUCCACACGGCUAGGUGCAAUGAUGGAAUCUGUCGUUUCUGGGGAACUCAAACCCCACGAAUCGCCUCUGGACAAUACAGUACAGUACUUCACUACAGCCGUCAUUGUCUUCGCGGCUGCCGCGUGUGCAGCACAAAGCUACUCUCUACCCGAAGGCAGCUUGGCAGAGAUUCUUGGCCGAGCCUCAAGCAUCAUGUUGGCUGCAUGCCCUUGUGCCUUGAGCUUGAGUGUUCCUACCUGCAAGUUGCUAGCGACAGUGAGAGCAUCAAAGGCCGGUGUCCGACUAGUUACCACGUACAAACGAUUCAAGGAUGUGGCAGGCGUCCGAACACUCCUCUUCGACAAGACUGGAACACUCACACACGGCGAGCUACACGUCCGAUACGUUUCCUUUGCACCAUUUCCGUCACUACAGAGCACUCUCAUCUGGAGAGCCAUCUGGGAACUGGAAAAAGAUGUUCAGCAUCCAGUGGCGCAAGCUAUAGUCCGCGAGAGCCUUCGACAGAUGGACAGUCUGGGUGCCCCGCCGCCCACAGAAACAACUUCAGACGUGGUGGUAUCUGAAGUGUUACAUGAGCUGGGUCGUGGGGUUCGGGGCACUGUGACCUCGUCGAGUAAAUGGCACCUAGCUAUCGGGAGUCGCAAGUUCAUCGAAACAUUGGGUGCCCACGUUGACUUUGCCGGCAUCCCUGUGGAUUUGAGGUGCGCCGUCACCACUCCAGUUGUUGUGGCCAUCAACGGAACGCAAGCCGGUGUACUUGUCUUCGAGGAUGCGAUUAGAUCUGAGGCCGUUCCGACCAUUAAGGAGCUGAAGAAGAUGGGCAUCAACAUCGGAAUGAUCACGGGCGACAAUGCUGCCUCCGCAACUGCCGUGUCACGGCAAGUGGGCAUAGACGCCGACAUGGUUUUCGCCAACUCGCUACCGCAGGACAAGGCAGAUGUUGUUGCCCGAUUUCGUCGUCACGGGCCAGUAUUAGUCGUUGGGGACAACCUCAAUGAUCUUCCGUGUUUCAUGUCAGCAUCUUUCAGCGUCUGCAUUCCUGGCCAAGAGAUGGCUUUUGGAAAUUUUGAUGCUGCAGAUGCGACUCUAACUCCAUUCACAUCAAGAGACCGCAAGCCAGAUCCGGAGUUAUUAAGGCGUAUUCCAUUUCUGGUCUACCUGUCACGCCGCACUGUCGGAGUUGUUUCGCAGAACAUGUGGUGGGCUGCAGCUUACAACGCACUCUCGCUCCUUUGGGCUUCAGGAGUUAUUGGAUCUACAAAGCCUCUGUCUUCUGUUUGGUUUAGCCUCGGCAUGGGCUUCAGUAGCGCCGUUGUUCUCUUGAAUAGUUCAAGAAUUGGAAGGAAAACCAAGACUUUAGCAUUCUCUGACUAG